Messenger RNA from Pieris macdunnoughi, 1104 nucleotides. The record is from the annotation of a GenBank genome assembly. Lineage: Eukaryota; Metazoa; Arthropoda; Insecta; Lepidoptera; Pieridae.
AUGUACGGUAACUGGAGCGCGGAGGGGGCGGACGCGGAUCGGACGCCGGCCCAUUUAGCCGUGCUGAUCGUGCUCUAUGUGCUAGUGUCUGUCAUUGGCAUUAUUGGUAAUGUAAGUCUAAUGGCGGCAUUGGCAAGUGGCGGCGCGUCCAGACUGCGCACACCGCAAUUACUAAGCGCGUGCGCAGCUGACCUUUUGGUGUGCGCAGCUAGCGCACCACUGGCCGCUACACGAGCUGUGCAUCACCAGCAAUCCCCUUGCCAUGUUACAUUUUAUAUUGAGUCGUUCCCUGUGGCGGCCAGUACUCUGUCUCUGGUUGCCAUGGCAGCGGACCGAUGUGGUGCGGUGAGGCGUGGUCGCGGCUCUUUAUGUGCCAGACCUUUCCUCGCUGUGGCUGUUGUUUGGAUAUCCGCUCUCAUACUGGGGGGAGUAACCGUAAUAGCGACGUGUCUAUCGUGCCCACCGUUGGCCGCAGCGCACGCAGUAGUCACAUUCUGCGUGCCAGUGAUUGCAGUCACAAGAUGUCAUUGGGGUGUCCGCGUGAAGCUCACAGCUCUGUCCCUCACGGCGCGGGCUGCACAUGGAGAAUUGCCCCUACCAGUUCCUUUGAUUCGACGUCCGACACAUGUGAUUAUCGUAGCUGGCGUCGGCCCUCGAGAAAGACGAGACGCAGUUGACGUCGGUGACGUCAGAUCCAAGAAACUACAGCCAAGCCUCCUCGGUCCACAACCGCAAACGUCAACGCUUCGAUCCCGUAGAAGAUUGGGAAAUGUCCUCAUAGGAAUCGCUGCUAUAUUCGCAGCCUGCUGGUGUCCUUUUGCAGCUAUAGUGAUAUGCAGCGCGUUCGGUCUAAAUGCUCCCUUAGUGAUAUCGCAGUAUGCCUUGUUAUUAGGCCAUGCACAUUCCGCUAUGAAUGCCGCAGCUUAUUGGGUAUUAAACAGGCAUGCGCUCACUGCAGCUUGCGCUGCAUGGCGUAUUCCUCAGUUGAGGGUUAGGGAAGAAAGGCCUUCAUCAACAAACGAGGCAGCGUUGGGAGCGUUCCACCCUCGCCUUGCUCGUCCUGCGCCCUCCCCGCGGCCCCCUCCUUCCAGUUUCCUCUAUUGA